Messenger RNA from Lactuca sativa (garden lettuce), 1560 nucleotides. RefSeq names its product F-box/kelch-repeat protein At1g57790. Gene Ontology annotation, molecular function: protein binding. NCBI's taxonomy places the organism in Eukaryota, Viridiplantae, Streptophyta, Magnoliopsida, Asterales, Asteraceae. The record is from RefSeq and is a predicted model, not a curated record.
ACAACAGUCAUUCCCAUUCCCAUUCCCAUCAUCUCUCUUCAACAUAUCUUUCUCUCUACAAAAACACACAUACACUGGUGGUGGGAGGAGCUUAGCUUAAUCUGUUCGCAAUUAUGGCAGGAAGGAAGAGAAGGAAACACCGAUUUGUAUGAAUCAGGUAUUUUUAAUGGCAACAGAGAAAUUUUGUGCUUCCGUGCUCCUUCAUCAUUCAAUUCUAUCUAUAGUCUAUAGAUCAUAAAUGUUGUCUGAAACAUUCAAGGAUGAUAAAAGAGUAUCAACGAAAGAAAACGACGAGCAAGAUCAUCACGAAUCAUGGUCGAUCCUUCCGUCUGAACUUCUCGAACUCAUAAUCUCCCGAUUAACUCUAAAAGACAACAUCCGCACAUCUUCCGUCUGCAAAAAAUGGCUUUCAGUCGCUUUAUCAGUCAGAAAAGUCAACAAACCGCCAUGGCUAAUGUACUUCCCAAAACUCGGCCACCUCUUCGAGUUCUACGACCCAUCAAAACGCAAAACAUACUCUCUCGAAUUACCACAACUCCAUGGAUGCAGAAUCUGUUACAACAAAGACGGGUGGUUAUUACUCUACAAACCAAGAACACAACGCGUCCUAUUCUUUAAUCCCUUCACAAGGGAAAUGAUUAAACUACCCAGAUUCGAAAUGACAUACCAAAUCGUCGCCUUUUCGAACUCCCCCAAAUCGCAAAACUGUAUUCUUUUCACAGUCAAACACGUCAGCCCUACAGUCGUCGCCAUUAGCACCUGUUCACCAAAUGCAACCGAAUGGACUACUGUAAACUACCAUAAUCGGUUGCCAUUCGUUAGCAGUAUUUGGAACAAACUUGUUUUCUGUAACGGGUUGUUUUACUGUUUGAGUUUAACCGGAUGGCUUGGAGUUUAUGACCCGAUAGAGCACACAUGGAGCAUCCGGAUUGUCCCCCCACCUCGUUGCCCUGAUAAUUUCUUUGUGAAAAAUUGGUGGAAAGGGAAGUUUAUGGCGGAAAAUAAAGGUGACAUUUUUGUUAUUUACACAUGUUAUAGUGAAAACCCGAUUAUUUAUAAGUUAGAUCAAGAAAAUAAAGAGUGGGUAGAAAUGAAAACGCUUGAAGGUGUGACAUUGUUCGCUAGUUUUUUGUCGUCACAUGCAAGAACGGAUCUUUUGGGUAUGAUGAGGAAUUGUGUUUAUUUCUCUAAAGUUCGGUUUUAUGGGAAACGGUGUAUUUCUUAUUCUCUUGAUCAUAAACGAUAUUACCCUCGGAAACAGUGUCAUGAUUGGGGCGAACAAGAUCCAUUUGAAAGUAUUUGGGUCGACCCGCCUGAUGACGUAUCAGCAUUGGAAAGCUAGUGGUGAAGUUGUGAUUAAAGAUUAAUAAGUGGGGAAAAAUGUGUUGUGGAUGUAACAUGAGGAUUGAUGUAUACUAGGAGAUGCUGUUAGAACCCAAGUAGUAGGAUUUAGAAAGUUACAUAAUUUAUGUAGUUUAUUAUGUAAAAGUAAGAGAUAACUUUUAUCUUUUUCUUGUGAUAAUGGUUUGUUUAAUCAUUAAUGUACCUGAGUUUUGACUA